GAAGAAGAAGAAAGAUUCACCCUUUCACAGCUGACUAAGGUACGGGAAAAUGAAAGGAAAUAGUAAAGAAUUGUAAGUUGAUAACCUUGAAAGUAGAAAGAAACAAUUCUAGAAACACGCUGAGAAAAUAAGUAAUUAAUUAUGUACGAAAGCAAGAAACAACUAUCAUGCGGUUGGUGUACAUGUUGACCAUAUAUGGUCCAAGGAGGCCGCAAAUUGCUAUAACAGGACCAUUAAAACACUAGCUUUUCCAUGUAUACGUAACAAUCCUCUCUUUUUCCUUCUUUUACACUUAAAUUAUCAUCAUGAUUGACUCAUUAAUUUCAGCUGCGCAAGUCGGUGACAUAGACCUGCUCUACAAACUAAUUUAGAUGCAACCAUAUGUGUUGGAGCACACAGAUUUCAUGCCAUUUGUUGAUACUCCUUUGCAUGUUGCAGCCGCUGCUGAGCAUGCAAGUUUCGCCACUGAGAUCAUGAGACUCAAACCUUCAUCUGUAUGGAAGCUGAAUCAAUGUGGCCUUAGCCCCAUGCACCUUGCCUUGCAGAACAAGCAUUACAGAAUGGUGUGUCGCUUUGUGGACAUCAACAAGGACCUUGUUAGAGUCAAAGGGAGGGAAGGUCUCACUCCUUUGCAUAUUGCUACUCAAACUGGGAGAACUGAUCUUGUGGCUAAGUUCUUGUCGGCUUGCCCUGGUUCCAUUGAAGAUGUGACCGUCCGAAGUGAGACUGCGUUGCACAUUGCUGUGAAAUAUGAUCAGUUUAAGGCCUUGGAGGUCUUGGUUGGAUGGCUUCAGAGAAAUUGCCAAAGACUUGCUGAGGACCGGGAAAAAAGGGUUUUAAAUUGGCAAGAUGAAGUAGGCAACACCGCUCUCCAUCUUUCAGUUCUCAAAGGCUUCCCACAGUCAUGAGGCAUAUCUUUCGAUUCUUAUAUUUUACUUCAAAGAAAAAAAGAAUGUUUUUAAAAGACAUGAGCUUAUUUAAUUUGGGUUUACAAAAUUAGCUUUAAUGACCCUUUUUAUAAGUUUUAGAUUUUUUUUUCAUUAUGACAUUGGUGUCAAAUAUCACUGGUUUUACU
Glycine soja is the source of this 1075-nucleotide messenger RNA. Its product is annotated as ankyrin repeat-containing protein BDA1-like. The transcript has a single exon. Lineage: Eukaryota; Viridiplantae; Streptophyta; Magnoliopsida; Fabales; Fabaceae. Bases 372 to 908 code for a protein of 178 amino acids. Gene Ontology annotation, molecular function: protein binding. The record is from RefSeq and is a predicted model, not a curated record.